AUGAGAGGUGUCAAAAUAUUCUCAGGCAGGUCCCACCCCGUUCUGGCAAACAAAAUUGCCGAACGGUUGGGAAGUGACCUGGGUAAGUGUGACCUCGGGAAUUUCUCAAACGGGGAGAUCAGUGUACAGAUUGGUACCUCCAUCAGAAAUGAGGAUGUCUUCAUUGUUCAGAGCGGCAGCCCGCAAACUAAUGAUAGCGUUAUGGAGAUGCUCAUCAUGAUCGCUGCUUGCAAAGGCGGUUCCGCAAAAUCAAUUACUGCCGUCAUGCCGUAUUUUCCCUAUUCAAGACAGUCAAAAAAGAAGGCUCACCGUGGUGCCAUUACUGCCAAAAUGUUGGCCAAUCUUCUGGUGGUGGCAGGUGUGGACCAUAUCGUCACCGUUGACCUUCAUGCCUCUCAGAUGCAGGGUUUCUUCGGCAAGCCUGUUGAUAACCUGUACGCGGAACCAAUCAUUGCUCGAUGGAUCAAAAACAAUGUUCCCCACUGGAGGGACGCAGUGGUGGUAAGCAAAAACGUCGGUGGUACGAAGAGGGUCACUUCCCUCGCAGACGCUCUCAAGCUUCGCUUCGCUCUUGUUUCUACAGAUCGUUAUCGUUCUCGACCGUCACACCAUAACACGAACCUCAUGGACAGUACUAUAUUUUUCGAUGCGGUGGAACCACAAAACCUUAGCUACAGACAGCGGCUCAGUGAUGGUGAUGACGGCGAGGAGGCUGAUACCGAAUCUGAAAAGCCUAGUGACUGGGAUCGGCGCCAGGAUCUCGCUCACCGCGGCCGCCACCCUCUUAUCAACGGUACCACUCGAGCUGGAAGACCAAAAGCAGUGACAAUUGCCUCAAGCCCCUUGGUACAAACGACGCGCAUGGAAUCCUCAUCCCCUCCCCCUUCCCCAACUCGACUGGGGCGUGCCGAGACUAUCCCGAGUGCGCGACGGCCCUCAGAAUACGAGGCCAACGAAGCCGCAAAUGACGAAAGAGCACGCGACGUGAUUGUUGGGCGAUUAAUACAAGGCCACCUGGUUGAAGAUGACCACCCAUCCCCUGGUAUGUCUAGUAUGUCAGCCUCUAUCACCGGCUUUCCGGGUGAUCGUAAUUCGCAAGAGGCUGCAGAAAAUACUGGCUACGACCCAAUGACAUCCUCUUUCGUAUCCAAUGCGUCAUCCUUUCAACCUGAGCAUGCCCUUGGUGGUACAUUCGAUGCCGCUGCAACCUCAGAUGAAGAAGAGGAGGGUAUCAAGAAUCCCGACCUUGAACACACUAUAACCCUGGUCGGCAAUGUCAAGGACACAACCGUUCUCCUGAUGGACGACAUACUCGAUCGAUCAGGCUCCUGGAUAGCGGCAGCAGAGACAUGCGUCAAGAUCGGCCAUGCUAAAAAGGUCUACUGCAUUGGUAUUCAUGCUCUUUUUGGUGAGGAUGCUCUCGAAGAAUUAGAGGACUGUGACUGCAUAGACCAUAUUGUGGUGACAAAUACCUUCCCCAUAUCCCCUGAACGCGUUCGUGCUUCGAAAAAGUUGAUCAUGAUCGACUUGUCUGGUCUAUUGGCGGAAGCCAUUCGGCGAAACCACCACGGAGGUAAGGAAGUUACCCCAUUUGAUGGGCAGCUCGCUGAUCUGAACAGAGGACAUUUCGACCUUGUUCCAAUUGCACGACUAGGGAGCUCUGCAACUGCCCAAAACGACUUCCGUUUCGACUUCACCGCCAGAUAUCGAGUCCGCGAUAUCUUCCACCCAUUUUCGUGA
Molecule: messenger RNA, 1740 nt
Organism: Exophiala bonariae
Lineage: Eukaryota; Fungi; Ascomycota; Eurotiomycetes; Chaetothyriales; Herpotrichiellaceae
Exons: 1
Coding region: 1-1740 (579 amino acids)
Biological process (GO): purine nucleotide biosynthetic process; 5-phosphoribose 1-diphosphate biosynthetic process; ribonucleoside monophosphate biosynthetic process
Cellular component (GO): ribose phosphate diphosphokinase complex; cytoplasm
Molecular function (GO): magnesium ion binding; ribose phosphate diphosphokinase activity
Source: RefSeq, a predicted model, not a curated record